AGGGCUGCUAAGGUUUGUGUUGGGUAAAGAAAGAUCUCCUAACAAACCAACAUUCUUUUCCACAUGAUCAGAACUAAUUGGCCCCCCUGCAGACUAAGUGACCAAUCAUAUCAGCUUCAGAAGAAACCAGCCCCCAUUGGAUCAUGAAUAGAAGAAUGUGAACUAUAAACCCAGUUCAAGAAAAGAGAGCCCUACAAACUAGACUUGUCGAUAAGACUGCCUGCCUAAACAGAUAUAUCCCUCGGAGAGUGCCCAAAGAUCCACCUUUACCCCUCAUCCACAGCUUCAAAACUUUUGAGCAAAACAGCCAGGGAUGGAUAGCAGCAAGUGCAGAACGAAGGCGCCACUUCUGACUCCAAGACACUGGAGGAUGGUGACUAAAGAUGGCCACAGUACACUGCGGAUGGAAAGAGCCCCCAGAACAGGCCUCACCCAGCUUCGGGAUGCAUGGGGAAUCCUAGUAGACAUGCAAUGGAGAUGGAUGAUGCUCAUCUUUUCUGCAUCUUUUGUGAUUCACUGGCUCAUCUUUGCAAUCCUCUGGUAUGUUCUAGCUGAGGUGAAUGGCGACCUCAUGGUAAACCAUGAUGCCCCACCUGAAAACCAUACUAUCUGUGUAAAACAUAUCACCGGUUUCACAGCUGCACUCUCCUUCUCACUGGAGACCCAGCUCACGAUUGGCUAUGGCACAAUGUAUCCCAACGGUGACUGUCCCAGCGCCGUUAUCUUACUGGCCAUCCAAAUGCUCCUGGGACUCAUGCUGGAGGCCUUUAUUACAGGUGCCUUUGUGGCAAAGAUUGCCCGUCCAAAGAACCGAGCUUUCUCGAUCCGCUUUAGUGAUCUGGCAGUAGUAACCCACAUUGAUGGCAAACCAAAUCUGAUCUUCCAAGUCAUCAACACUCGACUGAUAUCACUCACCAGAGUCCAAGUCUCUGCUGUUCUCUACCAGGAACGCGAGAACAGCCAACUCUACCAGACCAGUGUGGACUUCCACCUGGACAGCAUCAGCUCUGAGGAAUGCCCAUUCUUUAUCUUCCCACUCAACUACCAUCAUUCCAUCACACCCUCGAGCCCUCUAGCCACUCUGCUCCAGCAUGAGAAUCUUGGUCACUUUGAAUUAGUUGUGUUCUUCUCUGCUAUGCAAGAAGGGACCGGAGAAAUAUGUCAAAGGAAGACAUCCUACCUACCAUCGGAGAUCAUGCUGCAGCACUGUUUUGCUCCUAUCCUAACUCGAGGUUCCAAAGGUGAAUAUCAAAUCAAGAUGGAGAAUUUUGACAAAACUAUCCCUGAACUUCCAGCUGCUGUGGUACCUAAGAGCCCAAAUAGGACUGACAUGGGAAUCCAUAUUAAUGGGCAACACAUUGAUAAUUUCCAGAUCUCUGAGACUGGGCUGGCAGAAUAGAUUGAGAACACGGCUACAUUUGAAAAUAACAUCAAACUACUUAAAUGGAUAUGCAGUUAUUUGCCCCCUUAUUACUGCUACCACAUUAUAUUCUUCCUCAGUUUUAGCAUGGCAUGAAAAACAUGAUUUCUGACUACAGAAACUGAGACUACUAGAUGAAUUUACUCUGAAAACAAAGAUGAAAAUCUGGUAAAGUAAAAAUUCUACCAGCUGAUUUCAUUAAACUGAUCAAAGCUACAGUAACUAAAAGAAAAAUUAUACAGACUUCACUUCUGAUGACAUUUAAAUAUGAUUAGAUUUUUUUUGUAAAAGGCAAAGAAUUCAAAAAUGUGACCUCCAAAAACCUACCCGUAGCAAUUCCAUUUAAAUUCAUGACUUAAUAUAAUACAUGUAAUUCCAAUCAGAAAUUAACUCCAUGUGAUGUCAAUGCUCCUUGGAUACAAUAACUGUUAGGAAAAUUAUCACAAUUUUCAAAACAAUGAAGAUCAUUAAGUAUUGGCCUUAAUUUUUAAGAAUAAUGGAAUUCACAAAGAUAAGAGACUUUUAAAUGUUUGAAGAAUUCUAAUUCUAAUUCUAAUUCAAAGUAGAUCUAAUUCAAAAAGCUUAAGCAAAAGAAAAAAUAUGCUUGCAAAUAAGUUAAUAGGAAACUAUUUGGGAUAUAAGAAAUAAUGAAACAUGUGAUUUGUAUCUUUUCUGGGAAUAAUAUUUCUCUGACCAUGUUCGUAAAAUAACCAUUUUAGGGUCACAAAAAAAGAAAGAAAAUAGGGUGAUACUUCUGAUUUACUAAAAAUAGAAUCAUACCCAUUACAUUUAUGAACAUUAUUUAAAAUACUUAACUAUAGUCUAUAUUUUAACAUUGCAUAUAUAUUUUACAAAAAAAGAGGGUCUACAAUUUAACAUUUUUAUUUUUGAGAUGAUAAAAAACAAGUCAAUAUAAUCUAAGCAAUUUAAAAACAAAGCUACAACUAAAAAAGAUAUUUAUUAGGAUUAUGCUUUCACUGAUUUGAAACCGGAAAGAAUUAUAGAUGAUUUCUAGUCCAAUCACUUCAGUUUGAAUGAGCAAAGUUAGGCAGAGAAAAGUUAACUGAUAUGCCCCAAGCCAAAUCAGUAACCCUAUACGUAUAGUAAAGAUUCAAGCAUAGGUCCUCUAGUUCCAAAGUUGCACUCCUUGGAAGAUCUUAAUGAUCAAACGGUAUCUAUUGUAAAAGUCAGAAUCAAACCAACAAACUGGAAAUGGCAUUAUCCCAGUUUCCAUUUGAAGGAAAACAUACAAAUGAUUCCACACCAUAACUUAAUGGCCUCCAUUAGAAUCAUAAAGACUCUCUUAAGAAUUCAAUAAUUUAAACACACAAAUACCACUUAACUCUAACAAGACUAUAGAGGUUGGCAAAGAAGCAAUAUUAUCCAUUUUGAACAUUCACAUAUCAAAGAAUGAAGAACAAAUGUCCUUUUCUAAAUCCAAAGCAUAUAGAUUCUUCUGUAAACAAAAGAUAAAUGAGGUUGGACUACAUGAUAUUUAAAGUUCAUUCCAAGUCUAUUUACUAUUCUAAGAUAAUUAUAUUUUAAUCACUUUUGUGGAUAUAUUCCUUACUCUUAAGAGUAUUUGUGUCAGUUCUUUCCAAUAAUGUAUUAACUUGGUCACUAGAAAAAGAGCUCACAAUUUGAGUACCUACAAGCUAAAGUAAUGUAGGAUGGAAUAAACAAAUUACAUGUACAAUGUAGAUCCAUGAAAGUCUGAGGGAAUCACAAAAUGUGAUUGAACCUCAUUGGUCAUCUACUCCAGACUAUAUCUGGAAAAAAAAAAUCGAAAACCAAAAACUGCCUCUAAAACCUAACAAGUGACCAUCGGAGGCUUUGCUUUGAAGACCUCCUAUUAAAAGGAACUCAGUGAGUCCUAUGUCCAUUCCGUUUUUGGAGAGUGCUAACUGUUAAGAAAGUUUUCCUUACAUCGGUCCUAAAUAGGCCUCUUUGCAAUUGCCAUGUGCUAUUUCUACUUCUGCCCUCUAGGCCAAACAGAGCAAGAAUAAGAAUCUCCCUUUAUAUGAUAUCCUUUCAAAAACUUGAAAAGAGCUAUUUCAUCCCACCAAAAGGUCAUGUCCCACACUUUCCUCUCCCUCAAUCUUAGCCUUCUGGUCUCCAGUAAAAACUCUGGUUCCUUUAACCAGUUCUUUGAAUCUAACCUCAUAUGGAAUAUCUCAGAACACUCUCCAAACUAUUAAUGUCUUCUAAAAUAUGGUACACAGAACUGAACACAAUACUGGAGACAUGGUCUGGCCAGAAGAGAGUACAAAAGGAUUGUUCUUGCCUUAUUCUCAGAAGAUAAAACAGUCGACACAGCCCAAGAUCAUACUGACUUUUGGAGAGAGCCAUGCUAGUGUUGACUCAAAUCAAGCUGCCAGUCCACUAAAUUUCAUUUUAUUCGAACUAUUUAAGAGGAACCACUGGAGAUGCUAUCUUUCCCACCAUGCACUUGGGAAGACUUUUAAAAACCAUUAAGGCUAGGGCAGCGGCUCAGUGGAUAGGGCUGAGCUUAGAGAAAAGAGGUCCUGGGUUCAAAUCAGGCCCUAAAUACUUCCUAUCUUGUGACCUUGGGCAAGUCACUUAACCCCAACUGCCUGUCCCAUACCGCUCUUCUGAUUUAGAACUGAUACAUAGCAUUGAUUAAUAAAUAAAUCAAUAAGGCUGCUUUUAUCUCUACUGCAUAUUAUCUUAAGUUUAAUUUGGCCCAAUUGGUCCUAAUCUCAACAAGACCUUUCUGUAUCCUAACGCUGACAUUCUGGAUUUUCCCUAAUCAUACCAGCUUUUACAUCAUUUGCCAAUUUGACAAAGGGGAUACCUCUCCCUUUAUCCACGUUACUGAGACAAGUCCCGAUCCCUGUGGCAGCUCACUGAAGGUCUCCUUCCAUGUUCCAUUUUUUUACCUAAACAUUAGGUAAAAACAUUGGGUCAAGUCCCAGAACCAAUUUUGAAUCUAACUGAACUAUCAUAUAGCACAUUUCUCCUCAUCUUUUCUGUAAGCAUAAGAAACUUUAUCAAAUACUUGCUAACAAACUAUGCAUCUUAAAUAUAGCACACCCUUGAUCUACUAGUAACCCUGCUAGAAAACAAGAUCUAUGUACUGGUAUGCCCUCUUUCUAAAAAAGUCACAUUGCCUUGGCUCAUUAUUUGCUGCCCUUGUGAAUCUGUCUGAAGUCUGACUCUCACAGGGGAUACUCUGAAUAAUCCAAUGGCCAAAACCUUUUAGAUCUUUCCUGCAUACAUUUUCAAAUUUCAUUUCUACAGAAAAUAACCCCCCACACUUGGAAAAUAAGAAUGCACAAAUUCUAUCUUUCCAAAUUUCACAGGGAGUUCACAUUUUACUCCCCUUUGUAAACUCUCACUACCUAGGCUUACAUGGAAAAGGACAUAUACUGAAUUAAUGUUGACCAAGUAAUAUUAACACAUGUUUAGAAUAGUAUACUUGUCAAGUUAAAGGAAGAAACUCAAUGUAAUGCUUGUUGAUUUUUUUUUUAAUGGAGGCAGGAUGAAAAUGGUAUAGAGAAAUGGCUAUGCUUAAAGAUUAUUGUAAUGACUACUUUGUACAAGAUUACUGGAACACGAUUACCAAUAAGGAUUCCAAAUCAGAAGGUAAUACCAGAUCAACUGGGCAGCUGGGCCUGAAGUCAGGAAGACUCAUCUGCCUGAAUUGAAAUCCAGUCUUUGACACUGAGUGAUACUGCAAAUCAUUUAAUCCUGUUUGCAUCAGUUUCCUCAUUUGUAAAAUGAACUGGAAAUGAAAAUGGCAAAUCCCUCCAGUAUCUUUGCCAAGAAAAUCCCAAAUGGGCACAAGAAGAGUUGGACACAAAUGAAAAUGACUGAACAAAAAACAUAGACCAGAAGCUCUUUGAUUAUGAAAUAUCAUUGUAUCUUAAGACUUAAAUUGAAUGCUUUCCCCUUAAUGGAUUAAGGGGUUCUCCUUGAUAUUAUUUCCUUUAUACUCAACCUAUACACAUGUGAAAGAGAACCAGAACCUUAAUCCUCAUUUUUCAGAUAUAAAAUCUGCCACAUACUCAGAAAAGCAUACAACAGGGAGACAAGAGGUGUGAAAGAGGAAACAAGGAGAGCAGAUUCCCAUAUUACUUUCAUUCUCACACAGUCACUAUUCAGGGCUACAUUGCUUACUUGUUUCAUAACUUUCUUUAUCACAUCAACAUUUACCACCCCCCAAAGGUGUGUUGCAUGAUGAGGUAGUGACUGGAUCACCAUCUUUGUUCAUCUUUCAGUAAAAGUCAAUCCUGAUUUGGGCAAGUUGGAUAGGGGAGCAUUGUUCAAGAAUGACUUGGACUACAUGAGCCGUGAGGAACAUUCUGAUUUUGUGAAAUAUUUUUACCAGGUUCACUAUGAAUAAACUCCUGGGGGCAGCAUUGGCUGAAAGUCAACAACCUUCCUAUUUGGCCCAAGGGACUAAAACAUUUGCCUUUGCUAGUAUCCAUCUGGUGACUAGAAUAUUUUCAGUUUCUCAGUACUAUACACAUCAAAAAGGACUAUUUAGAAUCCUAUCCUCACGGCACAACACCCCCUGGGUUUAUUAGUAUCUUUUUAGUCCUUGACAUUUGUAUUGUUUAGUAUCAACCAAGAAACUUUCUAUAGACUCUAGUGUUCUCCCAUGGCUUCCAAUAUAAUUUCUGUGGAAGUCAUUAUCAAUCUCCCAUCUACUAGACAUUCUCACACACCAUACAAAACUUCAGCACAUUAGAUUUUCUUCAGUUUCCACAUGGUUAUGAGUUAUAAGUGUUCACUCCUGGUCUCUAUGGCAACGGGUACAAACUGAGUGAUGACUAAAGGGCACCUGAAGCAGUCAUAUAUAUUCCUUAACCCAGGAAGGUUUAGAGCAUGGAAAACAAGCUGCAUUUAGUAGAGCACUCGAGGUUCACAUACCAACCCUAUAACUUACUAGUUGAUAUCUAACCUACAUCCAGGCUAAGGAACUUUCUCAGCCUCAUCUGCUAACAAGAAGGGGCUGGACACAAUGAUCUUGAAAAUACCUUCUAGGUCUGGAUCUGAGAUAUAAAACUAAUAUCCAAACAAGAAGCAGAAGAGAAGAUUUCAUUUUCCCAAAAAAUGUUUAACUUAAGCCCCUAAUAUAUCCUAGAAGUCCUCCCCAAUUAUAUCUCUAGAAGUUCCCAAACAUCUAUGUGGGAAUGAAGCUACCUGUAAUCUAGCCCUUUGGGUAUAUCUAAAGAAAAAGACCCAGGAAGUGAAGUAUUACUUUUUACCAGAUACAAUCUUACUACGAACACUUUAUAUACAAAAUUAUCCUCAUAGCAUGAACACUAGAUAGAAUCCUAAUGUGUGGUUUUUCAUGAGCUAUUUAACUCAUCAAAAACUUCUGGCUUUUCCCUAUACUUCUUUAAACAAAUGGAACAUUAAAAGCAUGAAUAAAUUAAAACAAGAAACAAUCGACUAUUGAUGUUUAAA
Monodelphis domestica (gray short-tailed opossum) is the source of this 6856-nucleotide messenger RNA. RefSeq names its product potassium inwardly rectifying channel subfamily J member 13 (gene KCNJ13). Gene Ontology annotation, molecular function: inward rectifier potassium channel activity. Gene Ontology annotation, biological process: regulation of monoatomic ion transmembrane transport; potassium ion import across plasma membrane. The record is from RefSeq and is a predicted model, not a curated record. Lineage: Eukaryota; Metazoa; Chordata; Mammalia; Didelphimorphia; Didelphidae. Gene Ontology annotation, cellular component: plasma membrane.